AUGCCGAUUUAUUCUGCAGGCGCAGAUGGUGGAAAUCGGCUUGGUCGUCCAGGACCAGGCAAAACACCAGCCAUCGUUCCUAUUGAAAGCAAAGGAGUGAAAUGCAUUGCUGUUGGCUGGAGGCAUAAUAUUGUAAUUUUUGACGACGGGAAAGCAGUUUGCUGGGGAGACAAUUCAGAUUUUCAACUAGGUUUAUCUCAUAUUGGUGAGUUUUCACGCCCAUUUCCACUUGAUUGCUUUCCAGACGAACAAAUUGCUUGGGCGCACUGCGGUGAUAAAAGUACAACAUUUUUAACAACAACAGGCAAAGUUUAUACAUGCGGUCUUUCAACUGGCAGAAGAAUUCUCGAAAUACAAAUACCAAAACCAGCGAUUUAUGUUACAUCAGGGUGUGCAGUAUCAGUUGCGAUAGAUGUAGAUGGUGCAAUAUACAGAGCGAAUGCCGGAAAUGUUUCUGCCCAGCGUUGGGUACUUCCAGAUCCUGUUUGUGACGCUGCAGUUGGAUCAAAUUUUGUUUUAGCAUUAACUACACAAGGACAAGUUUACGGCAUUGACAAAUUUGCCAUGGAAGGAACAGGAUCAACAACAACGUUUCUUCCUGUACCUUCAUUACAAAAUAUUCAAGUUGCAAGAGUUUUCGCUUACAACGAACACGCCGCUGUUAUCACACGUGAUGGCAGAGUCAUGAUGUGUGGAAAUGGCGAAAGCGGAAGAUUAGGAUUCGGAGAUACAGAAUCUCGAAACAGAUUUGAGUUUUUAACAGAUUUAGAUGGCGCAAACAUCAUUGAAAUUGAUAUGGGAGACGCUUCUACGAUAUUCAUUGGCCACGAUGGCUCAGUUUACGGCUGCGGAGCUUCAGCAGAUGGAAGAUUGAUGUGUGGUGAAAGUACGGACCUAAUUGUACCUACAAGAUCAAUGCACGUUCCAGGAAAGGCUGUUUUCGUGCGUUGCGGAUGUUUCCAUUCAGUAGUUUUGACAGAUUCAAUCAGACCAGUUCAUCCUGCCCUUAAAUUCUUCAAGAUGACAGGAAAUCUUGUUGCUAUUGCCAGAUCUAUUCUUGUUGGAGGAAAAACAGUUAAUACGGCAGCUUCUAGUUUAACAAUUUACGAUUUAUUACCUGGAGAUACAGUAAAACACCAAAAAUACGGUGAAGGAAAAACAAUUGGCGUAUUAUGCGCCAAUAUUAUUGUGUCUUUUAAUGGAACAAUGAGAGAAGUUGAACCAGAUUCGAUUCAAUUCGUAACAAGAAAAGGAUAUAGUUUAUAUGAAGGAACAAAUGAUACUGGAGAGACUUCUGCAUUCGAUGGCGGCAGUAUUUGCUCUCUUUUUGGCUUCAAAGGAGGAUCUGUUGUUACAGGACCGGAUCAGAAGCCAUUUACGGUACUUGGAUAUGCGCAUGGUACUGUGUGGUUCGCAGAUGAUACAGGAAGAGCGUUUUGUCUCAAGGAAGAUGGCUUGAAAAAUCUUCAUUCAUUAUUCAGGGAUGAAACAUCGAAAUAUUAUGAUACACCUGAAGGAAACCUUCCUAUUAAGGAGAUAGAACCAUUCUACGCUAGAUAUAAUACGUCUAUUUACAAAGUUCUCGGAUUAUUUGGAUCAUCUUACCUCGCGAAGCUUGUAAAUGGCAAGAUUAAGUUGAUUCCGCAGAAGAAAUCAAUUAAAUUACAGUCAAAUACGCAAUUUAAGGAACUUGAUCGCGUAUUUGUCGAAUCAUUAAAAGAAAAUGGCACUGUUUUGGGCUGUUUAUCAGAAAAGAUCAUCUUCCUGAGUGACAAAGGUCUUGUUUCUAACGGAAAACCAGUUAUUAUUGCUAACAAAGAAUGUACUUUGAUUGCAAGGUUCUGUGGAGAAGGAAAAAGAACAGUAAAUGGUGUUGAAUACGAUGUUUCGAUAGAAGCAGAAAGAUCAUAUCCUUAUCUACCAAGCGACAUCAUACUUUCCAAGGAAGAUGAUUCAAUAUAUACAGUAAUUGGAAGAAAAGACGAGAAGCUGUGGAUUCAAAAAAGUGACAACGGGGAAGUUCACCCCUUUUUGAAUGAAAAAGUAAUAUUGCUUAGAAGACAUUUCAGGACAGGGCAUUAUGCAUAUCCUUUUGUAACUAAGGAAGAUGUGUUACCUCUUGCUAAAGUAGCAAUUGCUGCAAUGGCAGGUCUUGGUGUUUUACCUGGCAAUGAGAUAAUCAUUGAAGAUAGGAACUACAUUGUUUGUGGCAUAGCUAAUCAUUGCCUUUGGUUAUGUGACGUAGAAACACAAACUUUUGCUGGAAUUGCAAAACAAUCAUUUAAUUUGAAAGAAUCCAUCAAAAUUGUAAAAGAUCUUUCAGAUAAUAUCAAUUUACUCAUGGUUUCCAAUUAG
Molecule: messenger RNA, 2355 nt
Organism: Trichomonas vaginalis G3
Lineage: Eukaryota; Parabasalia; Trichomonadida; Trichomonadidae
Product: ubiquitin-protein transferase protein
Exons: 1
Coding region: 1-2355 (784 amino acids)
Source: RefSeq, a predicted model, not a curated record